Anguilla rostrata (American eel) is the source of this 1048-nucleotide messenger RNA. Its product is annotated as novel acetylcholine receptor chaperone-like. The transcript is spliced from 2 exons. Gene Ontology annotation, biological process: chaperone-mediated protein complex assembly; positive regulation of protein localization to cell surface. The coding region runs from base 161 to 643 and encodes 160 amino acids. Gene Ontology annotation, molecular function: acetylcholine receptor regulator activity. Gene Ontology annotation, cellular component: endoplasmic reticulum. Lineage: Eukaryota; Metazoa; Chordata; Actinopteri; Anguilliformes; Anguillidae. The record is from RefSeq and is a predicted model, not a curated record.
CUAAAAAUGCAAAGGAGGGAGAUGUUAAAUUCAUGAAGGCUUGCAUGUGCACCCAGUGGCGGACACUACGUCAGAGUCUCUACCAAUCCGGCUCCGUUUCUCAGUCGCGUGUGAGUAUUCGGCCGGGCAGCAGAAGCUAGGCUACUCGAGACCGCAGAAGAUGGCAUCACCAAGGACAAUAACAAUUGUCGCUCUUUCCUUCGCUCUUGGUCUGUUUUUCGUCUUCAUGGGUACUAUUAAGCUCACACCAAGACUAAGCAAAGAUGCAUACAGCGAAAUGAAACGAGCGUACAAGAGCUAUGCCAAGGCUCUGCCGGGCCUGAAGAAGAUGGGCAUCACCUCGGUGCUUCUGCGCAAGAUCAUUGGCACGCUGGAGCUUGGCUGCGGCGUGGUGCUGACUCUGGUGCCUGGGCGGCCCAAGGACGUGGCCAACUUCCUUCUGCUGCUGGUCAUGCUGGCAGUCCUCUUCUUCCACCAGCUGGUGGGCGACCCCCUGAAGCGCUACGCCCACGCCCUGGUCUUCGGGAUCCUGCUGACCUGCCGACUCCUCAUCGCCCGGCAGAACGAGGAGAGGCCCGAGAGGGAGGAGAGCAGACAGCAGCAUGUCAACGCUCAGGAAAAGAACAAAGUCAAAGUGUCCUAGUGCGUCACACUCUGCUCCACCCCUCCCCGUCCCCUGGCCCCAUCCCCACCUUUCCAUGCUGUGCAGAACCAUGCCAAGAGGAUGUAUGGACGUCCCAUUGGAUUAUAGAAUUACUGAUGAAACAAAACAGUUGUCACACAAAAACGAUAGCUGCAGCCCUCCUGACUGGCGGUCUGAUUGUUUUCCACCUGCUCUCUUCUGACAGGCAGCCCACUGCCCCCCCAUACCCCCUGUGACCCAUGCUGUCUAUACCUUUGCCAUAAAAAUCUCUCACUUCUGCCUACUGUUAUGAGUUAGUACCUAAUGGAAACCUAAUGUUAUGCAAUGAGACUCCUCCAUUUCUUUGUUUUGUUCAUAAUGUAAGCAUUUUAUUGUGCCAUCCUAUAAUAAAUAAUGGUAUUGUAA